Molecule: messenger RNA, 1506 nt
Organism: Lagopus muta (rock ptarmigan)
Lineage: Eukaryota; Metazoa; Chordata; Aves; Galliformes; Phasianidae
Product: serine/threonine-protein kinase Sgk2-like
Exons: 8
Coding region: 694-1506 (270 amino acids)
Biological process (GO): protein phosphorylation
Molecular function (GO): protein kinase activity; ATP binding
Source: RefSeq, a predicted model, not a curated record
CAGUUUUACUGUGGGCCCUUUUGGCAUACAUGUAGUCCUUAACUGCACUGUGAGAAAGAUCAUUACUCUGGUUGGUGAACUGGAAAAAGGAAAUACAGCAGUAAGUAUAGGAGAUGCUGAAAAUAUAUUACUGUAGCCCCCCAAGGCAGUCUCCUUUUGGAUCUCUGCAAGAAUGAACCAAGGCGAGGUAGGUUUGUAACUGUAGGAGCAGAAGGUUUCUUUCCAGGGAGGGGAAGAGUUGAAAUCCGACAGUGAUGAUGCUACAGACUGCUGCCUUGUUCAAGGUUGGAAGGACAUGGCGAAUGGUGUUGGGAUUAAGAAGUUAAGAUUUAAUGGAUCUCUAUUAGGAAAGGCUGAUACUGUGCAGGAAACUCGGGGAGGCAUUAAACCAGGUAUUGCACAGGAAUGGAAACUCGCAUGGAAUUCAUCAUCCAUGAGAUAUUGAAGCUCAGUGCAUGGUGACAAUAUAGCCAAGGGUAUAAGCAGUGAGAGGAACAGAUCUGUCACUCUCAUUAGCACUGUGUGUCAGUGUUGCUGGAGAUUUUUAACAGCUCUCUGAGGUUGUCCUUUGCUAUUUGAAGAGUUCUGUAUUUCAUCAGACACCCCGACUGUAAAACUUGAUUUUUGCCCCACUCGAGCACUUUGUAAGGCCUUUGUGCACUUGUGCCUUAUCUUUAUCUGCCAUGUUUUUUAAUGUACAAGCUGCUGCUUUUCCAAAAGGCCAAACGCAAGUGUGAUGGGACUUUUUAUGCUGUGAAAGCCUUGCAUAAGAAAACCAUCCUAAAGAAAAAGGAGCAAAACCACAUCAUGGCAGAACGCAACGUGCUUCUGAAAAAUGUCAAGCACCCCUUCCUUGUGGGCCUCCACUACUCCUUCCAGACCUCGGAGAAGCUUUACUUUGUGCUUGAUUAUGUAAAUGGAGGAGAGCUCUUCUUCCACUUGCAAAGAGAGCGUUGUUUCCGUGAGCCCCGUGCAAGAUUCUAUGCUGCAGAGGUUGCUAGUGCAAUUGGUUACCUGCAUUCCUUAAACAUCAUCUAUAGGGAUUUAAAACCUGAGAACAUCCUCCUGGAUUGCCAGGGACAUGUGGUGUUGACAGAUUUUGGACUCUGCAAGGAAGGAAUGGAGGAAGAAGAGACUACCUCUACAUUCUGCGGCACUCCUGAGUACUUAGCUCCUGAGGUGCUAAAGAAGCAGCCGUAUGACAGGACAGUAGACUGGUGGUGCCUUGGAGCUGUCCUCUAUGAGAUGCUUUUUGGACUGCCUCCCUUUUAUAGCCGGGAUGUGUCUCAAAUGUAUGACAACAUUCUCCACAAGCAACUCCAGAUCCAAGGAAGCAAGACUGUGGCAGCCUGUGAUAUCCUCCAUGGACUUCUCCACAAGGACCAGAAGAGGAGGCUGGGUGCCAAAACAGACUUUCUUGAGAUAAAGAACCACGUAUUCUUCAGCCCAAUAAACUGGGAUGACUUGUGCCACAAGAGGAUUACCCCUCUGUAUGGGAACUGCUGA